Molecule: messenger RNA, 1392 nt
Organism: Lodderomyces theae
Lineage: Eukaryota; Fungi; Ascomycota; Pichiomycetes; Serinales; Debaryomycetaceae
Gene: SER33
Product: phosphoglycerate dehydrogenase
Exons: 1
Coding region: 1-1392 (463 amino acids)
Molecular function (GO): NAD binding; oxidoreductase activity, acting on the CH-OH group of donors, NAD or NADP as acceptor
Source: RefSeq, a predicted model, not a curated record
AUGACGAAUCCUCAAGAUAUUGCAAAUACAGUCAAGACUGCUUUGAACAUUUCCGGUUCACCAAACGCUGUCUCGACUUCCCCAACUCAAUCUUAUUUGAGCCAGUACGUCCCUUCCAAGCCUACCAAGGUGUUGAAACCAUUUUCUACCGGUGACAUCAAAAUACUAUUGUUGGAGAAUGUGAACCAAACUGCCAUCAACAUUUUUAAAGGACAGGGGUACCAAGUUGAAUUUUACAAAUCCUCAUUACCAGAAGAAGAAUUGUUGGAGAAAAUCAAGGAUGUUCAUGCCAUUGGUAUUAGAUCAAAAACCAAAUUGACUGAAAAAAUCUUGAAACAUGCCAAAAAUCUAGUGGUUAUUGGAUGCUUCUGUAUUGGUACCAACCAAGUUGAUUUGGAUUUCGCUGCCAAAUCCGGUGUUGCUGUUUUCAAUUCUCCAUUUUCCAACUCAAGAUCAGUUGCUGAGUUGGUAAUUGCUGAAAUCAUCACCUUGGCAAGACAAUUGGGAGACAGAUCAAUUGAAAUGCACACUGGAACAUGGAACAAAGUCAGUGCCAAAUGUUGGGAAAUCAGAGGUAAGACCUUGGGUAUUGUGGGUUAUGGUCAUAUUGGAUCACAGUUGUCGGUCUUGGCCGAAGCCAUGGGUAUGAAUGUUAUCUACUACGAUACCUUGACAAUUAUGUCGUUGGGUAAUUCUAAACAAGUGGCAACUUUGGAUGAAUUAUUGCAAAGAGCUGACUUUGUCACUUUGCAUGUUCCGGCCACUGCCGAAACCAAAAAUUUGUUGAGUGCACCACAGUUUGCUGCCAUGAAGGAUGGUGCAUACGUAAUCAAUGCAUCUAGAGGAACAGUUGUGGAUAUUCCAGCAUUGGUGCAAGCCAUGCAAGCCGGAAAGAUUGCUGGUGCUGCAUUGGAUGUUUAUCCACAUGAGCCCGCCAAGAAUGGUGAAGGUUUGUUCAGCGAUGAGUUGAAUGACUUUGCUAGUCAAUUGACCUCCUUGAGAAACGUUAUUUUGACUCCACACAUUGGUGGAUCAACUGAAGAAGCACAAUCUGCCAUUGGUGUAGAGGUUGCGAAUGCAUUGACCAAGUAUAUCAAUGAAGGUACUUCACAAAGUGCAGUCAAUUUCCCAGAAGUCUCAUUGAGACCUUUGGAUUUGGACCAACAGAACGUCGUCAGAGUAUUAUACAUUCACCACAAUGUUCCAGGUGUUUUGAAAACCGUCAACAAUAUCUUGUCAAAUCACAAUAUCGAGAAGCAAUUCAGUGAUUCGCAAGGAGAUAUUGCCUACUUGAUGGCAGAUAUUUCGGACGUUGAUAUCAGCGAUAUCAAGGCGUUGUAUGAACAGCUAGAACAAACACCAUACAAGAUUGCCACUCGUUUAUUGUAUUGA